Molecule: messenger RNA, 438 nt
Organism: Apodemus sylvaticus (European woodmouse)
Lineage: Eukaryota; Metazoa; Chordata; Mammalia; Rodentia; Muridae
Gene: Bsph1
Product: binder of sperm protein homolog 1
Exons: 4
Coding region: 1-438 (145 amino acids)
Cellular component (GO): cell surface
Molecular function (GO): heparin binding
Source: RefSeq, a predicted model, not a curated record
AUGGACCCAGACAUGGUCCCUGAGGGCAGCACUGACCCAGACAUAACUAUGGACUCAGGUGGAAGUUCAGGCUAUUCAGAUCCUUAUGGUCCCAGCAGUAGUAUGGUCCAUGGAAAUCAACAUGACUACAGGGAGUCUAUAAUUAGAAAUCCAGAGACAGAAGAUGGUGUAUGUGUCUUUCCAUUCUGGUAUAAAAGUGAAAUAUUCUAUGACUGUGUCAAUUUCAAUCUGAAACACAAGUGGUGUUCUUUGAACAAGACUUUUCAAGGUUACUGGAAGUACUGUGCUCUUUCAGACUAUGCUCCAUGUUCCUUUCCCUUCUGGUACAGACAUAUGAUCUACUGGGAGUGCACAGAGGAUGGGGAGAUGUUUGGAAAAAGGUGGUGUUCACUCACCCCAAAUUACAACAAAGACCAUGUUUGGAAAUAUUGUAUAUAA